CACAGCUGCCCUUAAAGCAGGAAAACGGUCAUCACGGAGAUCCAGUCAGCUUGGUUAACAGCAACGCUAUAAUUUCUUAUUAAGAUAUUGUUAAUAGAGACCCACAACAUGCCUGGGAGAGAGAGGGUCUAUCACAGAGAACUCUUCGGCCCGUGGCUUAUCAAGCAGAUUAGUAAACGGAAUAAUGGCGUUUACUGGGUGAAUGAGGAGCAAAAACUGUUUCGAAUCCCAUGGAAACAUCUGAAUAGGAAAACCAAAGAUGAAAAUGAUUAUGGCAUAUUCAAGGCCUGGGCCAUCGAGAGUGGCCGAUAUAAUGAGGCAUAUGAGGACCCCGCUACAUGGAAAACAAACUUCCGCUGCGCUUUACAUGCAGUCACCUGCAACAAUGUCAAAAUGUUUAUUGAGAUUGAAGAUAAUUCUGGAAACCAACAAGAUCCCCAUAAGAUAUAUAAAGUCAACCAAUUCCCUGCGGUUUCCCUGACGCCAGCUCAAGUCAACACAGUUCCUAACCACUGUCUUGCAGCAGCCUAUCUGUCGCCAACACCCAGUGCGAUCGUCCUCUUAAAUGGACCGUUCAAUGCAACUGCAGAACAAAAUUUAGAGACUGCAGCUGACGAUGACCCACUACGUAUAAGCCCAGAUAAGAUACGUGCGCAUCCUUUUUCAGCAGAACAAUCUCUGGAUGAUGAGCUCAAACAACUUUAUCUGGAUUCCUGUAAUAUAGGAAGUGAAUACAAUAUGCAAAAUGCCUGUAAUGAAGCCCUUCUGGACAAAAUCCUUGACCAGCAAUCUUCUGUGCACAUUUACCAAGAAUGCAAAAACUUCAAUGGAUAUGACAUACCAGCAACUACAGGGUUAUCAACGACACACCAAGUGCUACCCCAGCCUUCAAAUACGCCAUAUUCUAAUCAAGGAACACACUACCCACUGCCUAACGCCCAAUCAAAUGAGCUUUGGAGAAGCACAGCCACAGAGGGUUCAGUUCAACCAAUUACAAAUGGUUAUGGAAUACAUAAACCACUGCCAUCUAUGCCUCUUCCACCACAUCCCCAAAGUGCACAAUAUCAGGUGAAUAACUCUACUCAGAAUGGGUAUCCACAAGAUGUGCCCCUGAUAGACAAAGUCUUUGAAUCACAAGAAGAUGGUGUCUACAACACUGCCUGUGAGAACUGGGGAAAUGCACAAAAAGUGGAGCAAACUCCAUACCACAAUGGCUUUGUGGAACCUCUGCCUCAGCCAUGUCAUCGCCCCUUUGUCCAGUCCGUUCCCCCAGGUAUUCCAAAAUUAACAUCUUGGGACGUUACUGUCUUCUACAAGGGAAGACAAGUUCUACAGCAAACUGUGAACCAACGGUUCCUCAUCAACACUGGAUCUGUAGACCCUGCUCUGGAACCAGUCAAUGUUGUCUGUUUUCCUUCUAUUGAGAGACUGGUGGAUCAGGUCCAAAUUAAAAAUACCAAAACCAUCCUAGAUAAUGUUGGAGGAGGCCUUUUGCUUGAGGUCAACGAUUUCAAGCUUAAUGCCAGAAGAUCUGGAAAGUCCAAGGUGUAUUGGUCUUUGUCUAGAGAUUUGGAGAACAUCACACAAGAAAACCGAUGGAGAAAUCUGCUAGAGAGAGAUGUUCCUACAGAAAUUUUUGAUUUUGAAAAGUUUUGGAAUGAUUUACAAGCUUUUAUAACCGGUCAAAAACCAUCCCCAGAUUACACCAUCUAUCUGUCCUUUGGUCAGGACCUGUUCAAGUCUAAAGACAGGAAGUUUGUUUUAGUGAAGCUUGUUCCUCAUUUCUGCACCUUUUUCCAUGAGAAGGCUCAAAGUGAAGGAGCGUCGUCACUCAACAGCGAAAUCAGCCUGCAAAUCUCUACGGGGAGCACCGUUGAUAUUCCUUGUCCAAUGGAACUGGAUUUUGCUUAUCUUAUGGAAAUUAUAAGUCAAGACUGAUUAUACUGACGGGGCUUUGGUUAUUAGGACAAGUUCAUAUUGGCAUAAUUUAUAUCUGAUAUAAAAUGGCCUCCCAAGUAUAGAUUUUCAAGAGAGCUCCAAUCAACGUUGGGUUGGUCAAGAAAAGGAGUCCACUACUGGGAUAUUUAGGAGAGGUGCAGAACUUCAUUGCUUAGAUUUAAUGUUGGUGUUGUGAUCUGCAGGGUUGCUGCCUAAUCUAGACCCUCUACCUUAACUGCUUUUUAUCAUACUUGAUCAGAUUAGUAGCAUUUAAUAUCUGCAAAAGUGGAACCUUCCAGCAAUAGAGACCAUACAUAUGGUGUCAUAUGGCCUAAACUGUUGGGAUAGCCUCAGGCGCUUGACUACUUUACAAUAGAUAGAAGUCUUUCCUAGUAAUCUGCAACCACACUUAAAAAUAUUUUACAAUGCAUUGUUUGCAGUCCAUAUGAACAUUCCAGACCCUACAUUAUCUAGUUGCAGUAUCACUAUCUGCUUGUACAUAAAGGCUUUGUAUAGCCACACUGGGGUCUCCUAUACUUCAUAUGCAACCUGAUGGCCAAUAUCAGCUUGAAGCAUGAAUUCUUCAACCUGAUAACUUGUAGUAAAAACUUAAAAAGGAGUAAGUUGUUUACAUACUCAUUAGGGCCGAUAUAACAUGCUGCAAAUGCGGAAACAUAAGUUAAGAAGCAGCAAUCUUUCCGAUCAGAUACGAUCGGGAUGAUUGACACCCCCUGCUAGCGUAUGCUGUCGGCAUUUAGCAAUGUCGGGUGGAUAUGAUCAUGAACAUGUCCGUCCGACAUUUGUUAAAUUGGCCCCAAUGUCUCCUAUGCUGUGCAUCAGCAUAUCUCGAUAUGCUUCAUGGUAUUAACAUGAAAAAACAAAAAUGUAAGCUUGUAAUAUUUUUUUUACCAAAAUGACUCAUUUCUUGUAAAGUACUAUCAUUAUGUUCUAUUUUAGAAUGCAUUGUGAGAAUUGUAUAUAAUAUUGCACUGUGUAUAAAACUUGUUUAUUAUUAAUGAGAAUACAAUUUGCUUUGACAAUUUGUAUUGAUUUAGGUAUUUAUAGCUAAUCUGAAUAUUAUGUAUUGUUCAUCAAGUAUUUUAUUUGUACUUUUAUAGCACUUUAAAAAAAUGAAUUCCUGCAUGUGGCUGUUUGCAAGCUCUGCUGGACAGAGUAGCAUAGUCCAUCCAGUUCAACCUAUACAAAUCUAAUAUACUUACAAAAAAGCUCCAGUUGAUCUUAAAUUAAAGGGAUACUGAACCCAAAUUUUUUCUUUUGUAAUUCAGAUAGAGCAUGCAAUUUUAAGAAACUUUUUAAUUUACUCCCAUUAUCAAAUUUUCUUCAUUCUCUUGGAAUCUUUAUUUGAACAAAUACACGGCAGGGAGCACAAAACUACCUAACCGGUAUUACAAGAGGCACCAAAACAAGAAAUAUUAGGUAUAUAGAAUGGAGUGAUAGAUAUAGUUAUAUACCUUUAACAAAUAUACAAUAGUAAGUAUAUAUAAAAAGAAUAAUAUAUAUGAAGAUAUCCCUUAAAAAAUAACAAAGAAUAGUAAGAUAAUUCCUAAGCUUACACAGAAAUAUACUGAAUAAAAAAGGUACAAAAGGCUGUAUAACAAUCCAAAAGUAAUAGAUGUACAGUGAUAAAAUCUUAAUAGUGCAAAAUUAGUAAGUGGAAGACCAUAUAUAGUAUAGUAAUUAAUACACAGAUACUCGAUAAACCCACAGAAAAUAUAAUCUGAGGAUAUAAAUGUCCAAGUGUAAUAUUGGUGAUAGAAAAAGUCCUGAUAUGGAACUUGGAGCUUCCCAAUAUUUCCCACAGCUGGGAGAUUACCACAGCCUCAGGCAGCUCCUCUAUUGUGUCACGCCACGACACAGAAUUAGUAGAUCUAGAAAACAGGAGGUAGAGGGCGCCACAUAGUGAAAAUCAGGCAAAUAGGUAUAGGAUGUGCAUAUAGCCAAAUUACUACUCAUUUGAGGGAAAGCACUGUUGUGCAAUUUAAGCAGACCGGAUCCAAUAGGUCGUCCGGUAGACAAAUCAGCACGUCUGGAGCUGGAUAUAUCCUCGUCCCACCAGGGGGAGUCCAGGGAGAAAUGAAUAUGUCCGGCCACAAGCGAUGGUAAAGACCGGUAUUUUCCUCUGGGCCCAAUAAUGGUAUAUGUCAGUUCCACAAGGAUAACAAAAGGUGUUAUAAAUCCGGGAGAAGCAAUAAAGUGUAGCUUCUUUGCUGAACCAAAAAAAUAGCUUAGAUGCCUUCUUUUUCAAAUGAAGAUAGCAAGAGAACAAAGAAAAUUGAUAAUAGGAGUAAAUUAGAAAGUUACUUACAAUUACAUGCUCUAUCUGAAUCACAAAAUAAAAAAUGUGGGUUCAGUGUCCCUUUAAUCCAAUUAUAAGGUAACACAAGCAAAAACAAUUAUUUAUGACAGUUUCCUUUUUCACCCAUCAUCUUCACAUUCAUCCUAUAGUAAUGUUACUAACAUCAUGUUUAACUGAUAUUCACACUGUUAUUUUUGUUCAACUAAAUAAAAGCUUCAUUUGGGAAACCGA
Molecule: messenger RNA, 4486 nt
Organism: Bombina bombina (fire-bellied toad)
Lineage: Eukaryota; Metazoa; Chordata; Amphibia; Anura; Bombinatoridae
Gene: IRF7
Product: interferon regulatory factor 7
Exons: 12
Coding region: 109-1938 (609 amino acids)
Biological process (GO): regulation of transcription by RNA polymerase II; immune system process
Cellular component (GO): nucleus
Molecular function (GO): protein binding; RNA polymerase II cis-regulatory region sequence-specific DNA binding; DNA-binding transcription factor activity, RNA polymerase II-specific
Source: RefSeq, a predicted model, not a curated record